UAGUUCUCUUCGGUCUCCAAUUGAUUUAGUCUUUUAUUGCUUUUCAUAACGUGAAUCCAUCCAACAAGAUGACACAGUAAAUGUGUAUAAAUUCACCUGUUCGAAGCAUAGCGAAAAUUAUGAUUGUAGCGUUUAAAAAACUACAUCUAUUUAUAUUUGAUGUCACGAGUGUCCAUAACUGCGAAAAGACCAGUUUUCGUUCUUUUCUGCGCAUCGUCGCUCUGAUUGGCGAUACUCCCAGGGGAAGUGGAAAGCGAUUGGCGGAGAGCUCGCUGCGUUCCCCCACCAUCCUCCAACCUGCGCAUCGUUAGUUAUGGACUCUUGUGGCAUCAAGUAUACAUAUACCAGUGUAUCCUAACUCGUCUCGUUGGACGGAUUAUAAUUAGAAUCAGGAUGUUCAAGUUUGGCUUCUCAAAAGACAGCGAAACUGAAGGAUUAAGAUGGGAUUAGAAUUUUAUUAGGAUAAUUAUUUCAGAAAAAAAUGUUGAUACUAAAAAAUUGUCAAUUAAUUGGCUACCUGCCUCGAUGAUAGAGGUAUCGAAAUCAGAAAUCGAAACCAAUUAUGAUCCAAACGAUUACACCGAAAAUCUCGUAUUUCCGGGCUCUAAAUUAAGGUUAAUUCGUUCCGAGAAAGCUUUACAAAAUUUGACAGAGGAAAAUUGUAGAAAUAUUAUAGAUGCAGAGUUACAGCAUUCUGAUCUUAUUCCAGCUCGAUACGAAGGUGGUUUAAAAGUUUGGGAAUGCAGUUACGAUCUGGGUCGUUAUAUAUUCGAAAAUAACAUCGAAUUUCAAGAUAAGGUUGUAUUGGAUUUAGGAUGCGGUACCGGUAUCAUUGGUCUUAUUGCUCUUCUGAAAGAUUCCACCGUUCAUUUUCAAGAUUACAAUGUAGAAGUGAUCAAAACCGUAACUAUUCCAAACGUUUUGUUGAAUUUUGAGAAUCGGGAAAGUACAUUGAAAAAAUGUAAGUUUUUUAGCGGUGAUUGGGAAUCGUUUACGAAAUUAAAGUCUGAGAAAUACGAUCUGAUUUUCACCAGUGAGACAAUUUAUAAUCCUGACAAUCAUAGAAAAUUGUAUGAGGUUUUCAAACAGAGACUUAAACAAAAUGGCGUGGGGUAUAUCGGCGGUAAAAGUUAUUAUUUUGGUGUUGGAGGAGGAAUGAGGCAAUUUCAAUAUCUUGUAGAGGAGGAUGGUGUUUUUAACAUUGAUAUAGUAUGGAAAAGUCAAGAGGGAUUGCAAAGGGAAAUCUUGAAGAUAGCAUGGAAACCACAAUUGUAGACUCACCCAACACCUAAUAAGAAUGUGAUGAAGCAUUACUUAUGGGUACUUACUCUGCUACGUCUCGGAUAUCCUUUUGGAAAGUCACAGAAUCAAUCACAUAGACAAG
This is a messenger RNA of Osmia bicornis bicornis, 1384 nucleotides long. RefSeq names its product histidine protein methyltransferase 1 homolog. The record is from RefSeq and is a predicted model, not a curated record. Gene Ontology annotation, molecular function: protein-L-histidine N-tele-methyltransferase activity. Lineage: Eukaryota; Metazoa; Arthropoda; Insecta; Hymenoptera; Megachilidae. Bases 526 to 1275 code for a protein of 249 amino acids. The transcript is spliced from 7 exons. Gene Ontology annotation, biological process: peptidyl-histidine methylation, to form tele-methylhistidine.